Molecule: messenger RNA, 2609 nt
Organism: Arabidopsis thaliana (thale cress)
Lineage: Eukaryota; Viridiplantae; Streptophyta; Magnoliopsida; Brassicales; Brassicaceae
Product: O-Glycosyl hydrolases family 17 protein
Exons: 5
Coding region: 823-2340 (505 amino acids)
Biological process (GO): carbohydrate metabolic process
Cellular component (GO): plasma membrane; membrane
Molecular function (GO): hydrolase activity, hydrolyzing O-glycosyl compounds; glucan endo-1,3-beta-D-glucosidase activity
Source: RefSeq, marked reviewed
UCUAUUCCACAAACACACCUCUCUGGUUUCCCACGCAUUAUAUAUAAGGAAAGAUGAAACCAAAGUUUACUGAGAGCAAAUCAAUCUCUUAAUUUGUUUUUGUUUUUUCUUUUCCAUUUCCUUUCAAUUUCGACAAAUAAUAUUCGCCGAAAGACAAGAAAAAAAAGUGUUUACUUUUUGGGUUCCUCUUCGGUGGGUUCACUACACUAGUAACAUCUCUGAACCUGUUCUCUGUCUCUCAGCAGCAAAACCUCGAGGCUUCUUUUUCUUUCAUUCUCUCAAUUUCUUCUCUCUGAUCUGAAUUCUCGCCGAGUGAAUCUAGAACCAGGCAAGCUCCAAUUAGGUACUUUUGUAUAUAAUUUCUUGAUUUUGCAUCUGGGUGUUUCAUUGUCUCACAUUGCUGUCUUCGCUAGCUUUUCAUUGUAUCUUCCACAUUCUUCCUUGCUCUGCAAAUCCAGUUUCUAGAGCACAUGUCUGAAAGAACGAAAACGACAAAAGAGUUAAAGAUUAAAAAUUGUGUCUUUUCGAAUGCUCGAUGAGUUUGUUUACUGUUUCUCCCCUUCUGUUCUCAGAACGUUGCUUAGUUUCCAGACCCCAUUAGUUUACUUCUGUCGGAAAUCCUCUGUUUUCUUAAUAGCCAUGAGAUAGUUAUCUAAAAUUGCUUUCUUGAAUUCACCAAAAAAAAAAGUUGCUUACUUAUUUUUAGGGUUCUUACCAUAUUUGACCAAUUAUAACUCUCCUGAAAAGAUUAAAAAAAAACAACAGUUUUUUCUGACUUCAGAAGUUUUUGUAGGUUUAAGGUUUUCAAGCACUCUGUUUCCAAUGCUGCUUCCGAGAUGGUUUGCAGAAGCGUUGUUGCUCCUACUUUCAAUUCUUGCCUGUUCAAACGCUGCAUUUAUCGGUGUAAACAUUGGCACUGAUCUCACCAACAUGCCACCGCCUUCAGACAUUGUAACACUUCUCAAAUCACAACAAAUCACACACGUCCGUCUCUAUGAUGCUAAUAGCCAUAUGCUCAAAGCAUUUGCCAACACUAGCAUCGAAGUUAUGGUCGGUGUAACCAAUGAAGAAAUCCUCAAAAUCGGACGGUUUCCUUCAGCUGCAGCUGCUUGGGUUAACAAAAACGUCGCUGCUUAUAUUCCUUCAACUAAUAUAACCGCCAUUGCUGUUGGUAGUGAGGUUCUCACCACGAUUCCUCACGUGGCGCCGAUUCUCGCCUCUGCUCUUAACAACAUUCACAAGGCUCUUGUGGCUUCCAAUCUCAACUUUAAGGUCAAAGUCUCCAGCCCUAUGUCUAUGGAUAUAAUGCCUAAACCGUUUCCUCCAUCUACAUCUACCUUUAGCCCGUCGUGGAACACCACGGUUUACCAGCUUCUUCAGUUUUUGAAGAACACUGGUUCCUUUUUCAUGUUAAACGCGUAUCCUUACUACGGUUACACAACCGCUAAUGGGAUUUUCCCGCUUGAUUACGCUUUGUUCAAGCAGCUUUCUCCGGUGAAGCAGAUUGUUGAUCCCAACACGCUUUUACAUUACAACAGCAUGUUUGAUGCUAUGGUUGAUGCUGCUUACUACUCCAUGGAAGCUUUGAAUUUCUCCAAGAUUCCUGUUGUAGUCACGGAAACAGGCUGGCCUUCGUCUGGUGGAAGCGAUGAAGCGGCUGCAACAGUCGCUAAUGCGGAGACAUUCAACACUAACUUGAUCAAGAGAGUGCUGAACAACUCAGGUCCUCCUAGUCAACCAGACAUACCGAUAAACACUUACAUCUACGAGCUGUACAAUGAAGACAAGCGGUCAGGACCAGUCUCUGAAAGAAACUGGGGGAUUUUGUUUCCAAAUGGGACCUCGGUUUACCCUCUGAGUUUGAGUGGUGGCUCUAGCUCCGCAGCUCUAAACGGUUCAUCGAUGUUCUGCGUGGCUAAAGCAGAUGCUGAUGAUGAUAAGUUGGUUGACGGUUUGAAUUGGGCGUGUGGUCAAGGCCGAGCUAACUGCGCUGCCAUUCAACCGGGCCAACCUUGCUACCUCCCUAACGAUGUUAAGAGCCAUGCUUCUUUUGCUUUCAAUGACUAUUACCAGAAGAUGAAAAGUGCAGGUGGAACUUGUGACUUUGAUGGUACGGCUAUCACUACGACUAGAGAUCCUAGCUAUAGAACAUGUGCAUAUACGGGAAGCUUAAACGCAAACGCUACUAAUGGAAACUUUCCUCCGGAUGCGUUAGGACCCGCAAGUCCAUUGGGAGGAAACGCAAACGCACGUAUCAUCUUUAGCUACCAUCUUCCCAUAUUGGCACCGUUAGCUCUCACUCUACUACAACUGUUGCUUCAGCAUGACCGCCUUUUGUAGAACGUUUGCCAAAAAGCGGUUUUGUAGUAACCGGGGAAGUCUACCUGUGGCUUGGAUUGGAUUUCUUACGGUUACCGGUAGUUACUGUGUACUUUGUUUUUAGUGUAAGUGUAACUAGAGACUAAAGAGGGCUCACAAGUUCCCAUUCUUUUUUUUGUCUUCAUCUUUGAACUAAAAUAUUCGAAUUAGAGUGAUUUAAAUUUCAUAUUCAAAUGAAUCAGUGCAUUGUAGGAGAGUUUACGUAAAUCAUGUUAUUCAUAAAAAUUGAC